Messenger RNA from Aspergillus sclerotioniger CBS 115572, 1222 nucleotides. RefSeq lists its product as uncharacterized. The record is from RefSeq and is a predicted model, not a curated record. The transcript is spliced from 2 exons. Lineage: Eukaryota; Fungi; Ascomycota; Eurotiomycetes; Eurotiales; Aspergillaceae. Bases 372 to 890 code for a protein of 172 amino acids.
GUCCAUUGGGCCAAUGCAACUAUGAUUUGGCGUGAAUCUUGGUUACAUCCUUCCCUAAUCCUGAGCGGCAUUUAUCAUGCCACUAUCGAUACCCCUCAGCCUUGCAUCACGACAUUCUCAGCACUGUUGAGGGACUUCAUCAGAUUAGUCUGCAGCACAGCCGCAUCCUGAUCGGAAUCCUAUCGGACAUAGCGCCGGAGUCCGGGGCAUACCUCGGAGUGAAGAAAUCAAGAUGUUUCUCAGCAAUUGUUGAUGGCGAACAAAUAAAUAGGGUUGUGGGAGCUGUACUCCGCAACAGGCAGAAACGCACAAAACGUCUCGACACCUCAGACAAUCUACUAUCGUCGGAGACCACACUUUCAGUCAGCACAAUGUUGUUCAAGAACUCUGCUAUCCUUCUUUCUGCCAGCAUGCUGGCCAUGGCAGCUCCCACGCCUAAGGUGAACGAUGUCGCUGCUCGUGGUGAAGCCUAUGACGGUUUCGUCGGCUUUGAAUACGCCAAGGGUCUUGAAGACACCAAAAUUGCCGCUCGUGAUGAAGCCUAUGAUGGCUUCAUCGGCUUCGAAUACGCCAAAAGUCUUGAAGAUAGCAAGGUCGCUGCUCGUGACGAAGCCUAUGAUGGGUUUGUUGGGUUUGAAUACGCGAAAGGCCUCGAGGACACCAAGGUCGCCGCUCGCGAUGACGCAUAUGACGGCUUCGUCGGCUUCGAGUAUGCCAAGGGCCUUGAAGACAGCAAGCUGGCUGCGCGCGAUGAGGCCCUCGAUGGCUUCAUCGGUUUCGAAUACGCCAAGGGCCUAGAGGACACCAAGGUCGCUGCUCGUGGUGAAGCCUAUGACGGCUUUGUUGGCUUCGAAUAUGCUAAGGGCCUUGAAGAAGCCGAGAGGGCUUAGAGACAACUCCGCUACACUGAACUUGAAUCCCAUCAACCCGCAAAUCGGUCGAAAAAUCGUUCUCUGUUGUACACAUCGAACCUUCAAUGGGAGACAGGGGUAUUUAUGAAAAUAUGGCUAUGACAGAACUGGACUAUGGAAAAAGGCUAUCAAUUCAGAGAACUUGGAAUUUCCAGGAUGAUUUAAAACGUUUAAAGAUAAGUACUGAUGACCGCGUGCAAGCUUUCUUCUAUAUCCUGAGCGUGGAAUACAAUCUUGCAUUAGGACUGCAUUGGGUUACCGGCCUGUCGGAAUAUAUUUUUUCGGACAGGUUAGCCGAACUACUAACUUCA